AUGCGGUUACUUGAGUCAAAGGACCCAGUAGUAGUUGCAAAUGCUACUGGUGUUUUACGAAAUCUCACCUCGGGAUCGAAUAUACCCCUCUGCAAGGAAUUCGAAAAGUUAGGUGGAAUACGGGCAAUCUCCGGAUUACUUGAACGUCUGUUUCAAAUUUUAACAGAAGAUGAAACGGGGAAUAGAUAUAUGUCAAGAAACGAUUCGGACCGUUUGUGCGCAUCCAUGGAAAAUGCAUCGGCCAUCCUUUGCAAUAUUUCGUCACUCGAAUGCAUGAGAAGUGGUAAUCUGCUUGUAUCUGUGGUCCCGUCUCUCGUAAGUGCUGUUUUGGAGCCCGUCGCAGAAGCUGCAUGCUGUCGACUGAAUAGCCGCAACGAAGAUGGCGCGCCUCCCUACUCGUGCGCUCUCUAUCGAAAUUGUACAGCAGUAAUACGGAACCUUAGCUGCUCAGUUGACACCGACACUCGCAGCCUGCUCAGAAGGUGUCCGGGUCUGCUGGCAAGCCUCCUGACUGUGAUGCACGUGGCCGGCGAGACAGGUUUGGCAGACACGAAGGCGGUGGAGAAUUGUGCUUGCGCGGUCCGCAAUCUCUGCUUUUCGCUGUGGGCGACGGUCGAAUUUGCUGAAAGUGGUGAAUCAGUCAGCAACAGAAGCGAGCGUGUUUCGAAUCGAACUCCCAAAGACAUGAUACCCUGGGAAACACCGACAAAAGUCCCAGAAACACUUCUGUGGCACGCGAAUGCCGUGGCCUGCUUUUUGACUCUGCUUCGUCGAGCAUCGAAUCCCGUUUGCACUGAGGCUGCAGCGGGAGCCCUGCGAAACCUCACCUCCAAAGCCAAUUGGAGACCCGCGGAGAUUGUCCGAUCAGAGGUUCGUCUGCAGCACGGUCUUCCCGUCUUAGUUGACCUUCUUUGCGUCUCAAACAGUGCUGUCGUCACAACCGUGGCGAUGGCCCUCAGGAAUCUGUGUGUGGAAAGGGAAACACUUGAGGUGCUGGGACAACAAGCCAUCCCAGUGCUCGUGUCGUGCCUCUCUGCUGUGCCUGAGACCCCCAGGAGUCGUUCACUGUCCAGUCUCAGGUCGCUGGCCUCAUCUCCCCGUAACCGGCCUCAACUGACUAGCCACGCUCUGGCAGCAAUCCUUGCUUUGUGUUCCACGAUCAUCUUAGGCCACGAAAAGUUCGCAAGGUUUGUUCACGGUUAA
Mesocestoides corti is the source of this 1203-nucleotide messenger RNA. The record is from the annotation of a GenBank genome assembly. Lineage: Eukaryota; Metazoa; Platyhelminthes; Cestoda; Cyclophyllidea; Mesocestoididae.